GGCAGAGAGAGAGAGAGCGAGAGGGAAGAUGCACGUCGAUGAGGUGGACGAUGACAUUCCUGCGCAGGGGCACAAGAGACGUAGACAAACGACCAUCGACGAGGUGUAUGAUGGCAACGCUCAACAGCAGACGAGGAGCACGUUUUUGGAGUGGGUGUAUGACGCGGGGAUCCCGUUCCGUGCUUUCCUGAGAAGCUCUUGGAGGAGACACCGCAAGGUGGUGGCUGAGUUGCCACGUGGAGUACGGAUGGUGUAUCCUAGUCACAAGGAGAUUGGGGGGAGUAGGGUUAUUGAGAAGCGCGAUCAGGUCGCUACCAGGCUCGCUCCUGUGAAUGCAUCGUUCGAGGCAAUUGGGGCCACCAUCUUGACAGAUGGCAGGAGGUCCAAAGAUUUGCGGCCCAUCAUUAACUUCCUUGCCGCUGGCAAGCAUGGCGCGCUUCUCUAUGCCACCGUGUGUCAAUAUGCUUCCGUUCCUGAGACGGGGGAGAUAGUGUUGAGGAGAUGGAAGGUCAUUUUUAGGUCCUUCCCUCCUAGUCAUUCGUUGGCGAUCUGCACGGGCUCUGCGUCCAACUACACGUCGGCCGCAAAGCUCCUUGCAAAGGACGCUGCCCGGAGCUGCGACAGAGAGAGGAUCCCCUCUGAGAUAGUCGAUGAUUGCAUCGAACAUGUCCUCGCCCGUCACCAGCAUAUGCUGGAGCCGGCGCACGCCGUGGCGUAUCUCCUCAAUCCUCGUAGGCGUCAUUACUACGACGCGAGGGUGAGGACAGCGGAGGAUUUGGAGGUUGUGCAAGAGUGCGACAACUUCUUCCUUGCCCAGACGGGGGGAGAUCGGGCAUGCGCUCGGUACUUGCGCACGCGUGAGCAGAUGAGACAGUUUCACGCACGUAUGGGUCCUCUUUCGACCGACCCUGCCACGAGGGACGCGGAGGUGCAGGCAUGCAGAGGGGACGACGAGACACCGAGGUGUGCUGCUUGGUGGCAGGAGCACGGAGGCGCAUACCCCGAUCUUCAGGAGAUUGCAACGCAGGUGCUGCACAUGUGGACGUCGGCCUCUCCCGCAGAGAGGAACUGGGCGGAACAUGAGCACGUGUGCACGGCUAGGCGUAACAGAUGUCAGCACGUUCGAGUGGGUGACAUGGCGGACUACUGUCCCCGUGACACGCCAAGGGAGGAGACCGAGGCAGAGCGUGACGCGCGCAUUGACGCCGAGGAGGAGAGUCGUUUGUCUCAGAUGCAGUGGGCGGGGAGGGUGGCUUUUAUGGCAGAGGCGGAGCGCAGGAGACGGUUGGAGACCAUUGGUGCAGGUGGCGUUGACGACAGUGCGGAGGGUUUGAUUGGACCGGAUGCUGCCCUGCAGCCUUCAGUCUCGGACACGCAGGUCGUAGCUGGAGACGAGGAGGAGAGGGCGGGACACGAGGAGGAGAGGUCGGGACGUUCAGUCUCGGACACGCAGGUGGUAGCUGGACACGAGGAGGAGAGGUCGGGACGUUCAGUCUCGGCCACGCCCAGCGCACAGACAGUUGCGCGGCAUUCGACACCAGGGAGUGUUGUUGGGAGAGGACACUUGCCUGCCUCGUUGGCACCUUCACGGCAGGAUAUCCCGCAGUCUGACCACCGUCCUUGGUCGAGUGUGCGAAGAGUGGAUGGGAAGCUUAGGAGAGAGGUUAUUGGAGCUGAGGCACGACGCCAAGAGGAGAGACAGAGGGUAGAGAGAGAGGCACAGGAGAGAGCCAUGGCAGAGAGAGAGGGAGAGGAGGGAGGACGGGCCGAGGGUGAUAGCGGGGGCAGUGGUGGCCGACCCUGUAUAGUCACCACGUGUUGCAUUUUGGGAGUGGGACUUCCGAGGAGGAUGCGAGAUCUCCGCAUACCAACCGCCCCAGAGGGAGUGCAAAGCGGGGCAUACACCUCUGGCGAGGAGGCUUUGCCUAUGCGCGUGGGGGAGAGACGUCAUGAGUCAUUGGCGGAGAUAGGGGCUCGUAUAACAGCCCACGAGGCAGAGAUUGCGGCGUUGAGAGAGGCUUCAGCACUGGCGAGUCUUGCAGACACUACGGGAGACGUUGACGCAGACACUGAGGAGGACGGGAUGACAUGGCAGCAGAAGAAGGAUGUUGAUGACAUCGCGUGGAUGAGAGAGUUGUGUGGAGAUCUGGCGAGAGAGAGGAAAGAGAAGGAGGACAGAGAGAAGGAACAGGAAUGGCAGAGAUUGGAGGCGGAGAGACAAAGACGGGAAGACGAACUACACCAACAAAGGAAGGCUGAGCUGGAACGACAAACUGAGAUCAGAGAUGCGCGCCUCAUGACGGCGAUGAUGACGCAACUCAAGACCUUGCAUGAUAAACUCUCUGGGCAAAUAAUGGAAAUAAAGGCGAGGGCACAAGUGAGGGAGAACGAGAAAGAGGGCGUGGAAAAAUUGAGGAAAGAAGUGAUAGAACUAGAGAAGGAACUGGCGAAGGAUGACAGCCUUGAGAAGGAGAAGGAGGAACUACGGAAGAAAAUCAUGCAAUUAAGAAAGAUGAAGGAGGAGAGGGACCUCGGAAGAGUCAGGAAGAAGCUCAUGGCGGAGGAGCUAGAAUGGGAGUUGGAGCAGACGCGACGAGAACUGGACAUGGAAGAUGACCAGUAUGCACCAUCAUCGUCUACGAGACCACCACAAAGACAGAAGAAGACACCUCUGACAAUGUCAUCCAGACCAAAGCAGCGCAUGCGACAGCCAAGUAUGGGGAUACACAUUGAAGAACCAACAACGCCACACACUCCAAGGAUGACAAGAUCACAAGUGAAGAGAAACCCGACGCUGGACAAUGCAGCGCUCAUAGCGGGAUGGAAGAACAUCACUCUAAAAGGCUCAAAGACUGGGAUCGUAGAUUACUGCAUGAACAUGAGAACGUACCUACGGACCAGAUCGAUGAGAGAACUCCAAUGUCUAUGCGGAGAAGAUAAGAUAGAGUAUGCUACUAGAGAGAAGGCGAUCAAGGAGUUGAUUGCGAAUAGGAUGCAAGACGCUAUUAUAAGGACAAAGAAAAGGAAAGGGGGACGAGAGAAAAAAGGAAAAGAACAUAUACAGGAGAAGAAGGGGAAUAUCCUGAAAUUUGUGGAGGAAUCCGGAUCACCUACUACAAGCCUAAGCGACAUCCUUGAAGCCAUCAUCAAAGGGGGAAGAAGGGAUGUACGCAUCACAUGCACGGGGAAUAUAUGGUGUGAAGAUUGGAAGGUGGUGAAGCGGAAAUUCGGAAUGUCAUUAGUCGAAGUAGGAAGUACGACGUGCCUGCUGAGAGACGCAAAGGGAAAGAUAGAAGAAGGAGGCUCAAUUACUAUCAAGGAUGCAGCAGAGACUGUCACCUACCCGGCGAAGACAAGAAGGAAGAUGCUGCUACUGCUCACACAGCCCUGGCGGAGAAAACUGCUAUGGAAGGAGGAGAAUCGGGAACUGACAACUAUGUACCAAGCCUUAAGAGGUUUUGAGAAGAGGACGAGGCAACGACUGCGCACGAUUAUAUCACGUGUGCUGAACGAGAAGGUAGGGAUUAACGUGAGAGAGAGACUGACGAUCAAGAUACCGUACGACGAUAGAGUGGACAAGAAGUUGAUUGGAGACGUUGCAAAAGGAAAGAUCGAUGAACUGGAAUGGGGCACUGAGAUCUCAGACAUCAUACGAAGGCAUGUCCAAGUCGUCUGGACCAAAAAGCAGACGGUUGGGGACAUCCUUCACAACCAUCGGGAAUUCACACGACCGAAUGGUAGCAUCUGCCGAUGUGCAGAUAGCCACCAGCCGAUACGGGAGGGGCACGUACGAUGCACUCUGGAGGAAAUCGGAGCGCCGGAAUUCCUACUGAGUGCGAAGAACAUCCUGGCGCAACGCACAAGAUCAGUGAAGGGAGGGAUUGUGGCAGCAAUCAUUGACGGACUCGGGGGGAUCUUCAAGAAGAUGGGAAAGGCGAUCGGUGUUAAGAUGGCGGAAGUAGAAGCAUGCGUAUGCGACCGACAGUUGGAAAACGACGACUGGUACAAGGUCGUACAGGAAUGAACCUGGAAACUACGAGGGCUUGUAUGCAUGCCCCUCGACCGGAAUCCAGGUGCCACGUACAUUGUUUGCCCAGUAG
Messenger RNA from Chara braunii, 4100 nucleotides. The record is from the annotation of a GenBank genome assembly. Lineage: Eukaryota; Viridiplantae; Streptophyta; Charophyceae; Charales; Characeae.